GGUGGGCGGGAGGGAGAAAAGGUGGCUUCCCUGACCAAUAGCACCUCAGUGUCUAGGUUGUUCCUGGACCGCCACCCUGGUGUUAGGUGCUGUGUCAGGCUGCGCGCACUGUGGUGGCGAGACGCUGCCAGUGGAGGCCUGGGUUGGACGGGAGCGAGCUGCAACAUCCAGGGGACGACAUGCCAACUGCCAAGCAACUAGCUGACAUUGGCUACAAGACUUUCUCCACCUCCAUGAUGCUCCUUACUGUGUAUGGGGGUUACCUCUGCAGUGUUCGAGCCUACCACUUUUUCCAGCGGCGCAUUGCCCGGCGCCAGGCUGCAGAAGAACAGAAGACCUCAGGAGACCUGUAGAACUGGGGGGUUCCUCUCCUUGACCAGAGAGGCCUGAGGCAUGCUAUGGAAAGAGCUCACCUACAAUCAUCCAAAUCAAGAGAACCAGGGCCUUAAUGGUUUUCAAGUCCUGCUGGGGAUGAGCGCCCGUGUUUUCUCUGGAACUGCCAGUAUAAGGAGGCUAUCAGAUCGUAACAGGAAUUGGGGCAGGGGGAGGCACAUGCACAGACAUUAAAUAUUUUGUCAUGUC
Molecule: messenger RNA, 582 nt
Organism: Eptesicus fuscus (big brown bat)
Lineage: Eukaryota; Metazoa; Chordata; Mammalia; Chiroptera; Vespertilionidae
Product: cytochrome c oxidase assembly protein COX14
Exons: 2
Coding region: 180-353 (57 amino acids)
Biological process (GO): mitochondrial respiratory chain complex IV assembly
Cellular component (GO): mitochondrion
Source: RefSeq, a predicted model, not a curated record